This is a messenger RNA of Caenorhabditis briggsae, 1980 nucleotides long. Gene Ontology annotation, cellular component: ciliary transition zone. Lineage: Eukaryota; Metazoa; Nematoda; Chromadorea; Rhabditida; Rhabditidae. The record is from RefSeq and is a predicted model, not a curated record. Gene Ontology annotation, biological process: non-motile cilium assembly.
AUGAGCGUUCCAGCGGCUUUUCUCAUUCUUUUAUGGUCUUCAAUUGCAGGAUCUUUGCCUCUGGCACCAGCGCCACCCGACUUCAACGCUGACUUUUCAAAAAGAGAAUCGGAUUUGAUGCCGGUUGUCGGAGAAGAUGAGCUUCAAAGUUUACGACACACUGGAUUCCAAUCUGUUUUUUUGUCAUUUGAACAGUUACAUCAUUUGCGACAACAAAAUAUUGGAAGGAAUUCUGCAACAGUGACCGAGGAAAUGGCAAAAAUCCGAAAUUCCAUUGAAGACAUUUCAGAGUUUUCUGUGGAUUCUAAUGAAGUUGACGAGGCGAUCAAUGACAUAACAGUUCCAACUGACACCAACUUCAAGAAGAGUAGUAAAUUCAAUGAGCUAGCUCAGAUUCACAACACUGAUUCUUCAAACAAAUCAUUUCCGCCUUUUGCAUUUUCAGAAGAUCAGCAAGAAUCAGAAACACAUGUUGAAACCGUCGAGGUUGUUCCUCCAACUACCACAGUCAUUCUUACAACUCUGCCCACUACAACUCCGAUCUCAACAACCAGAACAACUACACAUCCGACAACAACUUUGAAAUAUGUACACAUUGAUAGUGACGUUUCGGUACCAAGAAGAACUGAAAUUACAAUGUCUUCAACUCCGAUGAUUGCUAGAACUAGUACUGUACCUAUUGAAAUCACAACAACUACUUUGGCACCUACCACGCAGUUCACAACUAGAUACAUAAAUUUCAGCUCUCCGUCCACUACUCGAUACCCUCAUAUAUUCUCUUCUUCAACUGUUCGUCUACCAUCUGCAAUUCCAAUUCCCACAUAUACCACAUUUGCUUCUAGACUUCCACAAAUCUUCUCGACAACUCCCAGACCAUCCCGAGGUCCAUUUACUACUGAAUUCACAAUUGAUCCAAUUCAGAAGAGAAGUGAAGGACGUACUUCGCUAAGAGAUAGAAUCCGAUCCACCAGUCAGUUGUUGAACCUUUUGGGUGAUAAAAUCGAGGGAAUCGAUCAGAAGGCAGCGUCAAAUGGAGCAGAACCAAAGACAGGAGUUCUUACCAAUGUCUACGAUCGAGGAGAGAUCAAACAUAGGAAUUAUCGGAUGAAGCAGUGGGGAAUCAGUGGUGAAGGAAGGCAAGGAGUUCAGACUUAUGAUGGGCAGUUCAGUGGAGUCGCAUAUGGAGCAACGAAACAAAGAGGUGGUGGGUAUGGAAUGAGAAAAAAGAUUGGAAGAAGACCAUGGAAAGGAUACAAAACGAGAAAACUCGGAGAAAAGAGACCGGACUAUAUGAGACCAUCAACAUUUGUGGAGAAGAAAACAACUGUGUUAGAUGUGGAACCAUAUGGAAGCAAGAGGAGAGGAGAAUGGAUUCGUGGAGUAAAAGUUUCAGAGAGGAGAAAUGCUGUAAGAAGAGUAAGUGAGAGUCAGAAGAGCUUUGCGCAAGCACUAAUGGAAUCGGAAGAAGCUUCAAUGAGACAACUAAAAAAGACAUUGAGACAGAUAAGAGAAGUUGUCAAGAUGAAAACUUCUUCUGCAACAGUGGAAUCAACGACAACUGCACGCCCAGCCAAAAUAAAGCGUUCUUCUCUGGUCUACCAAAUCUUGCUGAAUCUCCAAAAAACACUUUCCCUUGUUUAUUUUCUUGUUGUCAUAAUACUCUUCUUUUAUAAAGGAACGAUUCUUCCAUAUCCUCGAUAUGUUCGAGUUAUGGAAUUUUUCAUUAUCAUUCCGUUUGCACCAAUUGAAUAUUUAAGGAUAAAUUGGGGGAGUCGAGGGAAUCUACUGGAGAGCACAGCAUUUCUGACAUUGUCAACAAUUUUGUCAUUUCCAGUUAUCAUUAUUUUGGUUUACUUGGAAUUCUUUCAAAAUUACGUUCUAUUCAUCGAGGAAAUUCUGACAUAUGUCCUUGGAUUCUUUGUAAUUCUGGAAACCCUAUUAUCAUUGGUUCUCUCUAUAACUUUCUCUUCAUCAGGGUAA